AUGCUGAUUUUGACAGUCUUCCGCGAGUCGUACCCACACGCGACAGAGACAAUCCCAGCAGCACAAUUGAAGCACACGACCGAAAGCCCCAGACGUGAAGCUUCACAACGCCCCCAGCAAAUGACGCGACGUCACAACGAGAUAUUCAUGCCAUCUUCCGAAGCCACCAAGACGCUUGAAGAGCAGGAGCGUAUACUUUGGGCUGAUUGCGGGGAACAAGGACCAAUUGGCGUUGCUUUGGCCACAGAACUGGAAGAGUUGGAGCGUAUACCAUGGAGUGCUUCCACGUCUAUCCCCACCUCCGAUCUCGUGCACGGACACAUCGCUGUAGUCGGGCUUGACGAGAGGCCGGGCGCAAUACUGCGCGGGAUUGUCACCAAGCCUGAUUGGCAUAAAGAGUGCAUCGGUCAAGCAGUCAUCAGCCUCGCGCAUGUAGCAUUACGCCGGCACAAGACGUGGCGACGUGUUGGCGUCGACCUCGAGAAGACGAGCAAGCGAGCAUCAGACAGCCAGGCCGGUCCUAAGCUUAAACACCCCGCCAAGAAGAUCAAGGAGGUGCGGCGAAUAGUAGACGAGGCACAGAAACUCGAAAAUAGCUCAUCGUCAGACGUCAUGAAAUUAUUGAAGCGCAAGGUCAACGAGCUUGUCGAUAGAAAAGAGACGAAGCGUACAGGCAGCGCGGAUCAGUUCUUCAAGCCAUCCCCAAGUCUGAUAUACCCCCGACGGUUAAGGACUGGGAGGCAGGAAGACGAAGAGAGCAAGGAGCUCGACGAUAUUCCACGAGGCAUGAGCCGUCACCGCAAGUACAGCAAAAAGCAAGAGUCUACGAGCAUGACAAUGCAGUACAUAGCACAAAAACCGCAGGAAUAUGAGGACCUGUACCGAGGUUGGAUCUGGCGAGAUCCUUAA
Molecule: messenger RNA, 909 nt
Organism: Parastagonospora nodorum SN15
Lineage: Eukaryota; Fungi; Ascomycota; Dothideomycetes; Pleosporales; Phaeosphaeriaceae
Exons: 4
Coding region: 1-909 (302 amino acids)
Biological process (GO): mitotic telomere tethering at nuclear periphery; meiotic attachment of telomere to nuclear envelope
Cellular component (GO): nuclear membrane complex Bqt3-Bqt4
Source: RefSeq, a predicted model, not a curated record